Messenger RNA from Vidua macroura (Pin-tailed whydah), 6079 nucleotides. It is a transcript of the gene BMAL2, whose product is annotated as basic helix-loop-helix ARNT like 2. The record is from RefSeq and is a predicted model, not a curated record. NCBI's taxonomy places the organism in Eukaryota, Metazoa, Chordata, Aves, Passeriformes, Viduidae. Gene Ontology annotation, biological process: regulation of transcription by RNA polymerase II. Gene Ontology annotation, molecular function: DNA-binding transcription factor activity, RNA polymerase II-specific; RNA polymerase II cis-regulatory region sequence-specific DNA binding; protein dimerization activity. Gene Ontology annotation, cellular component: transcription regulator complex; cytoplasm; nucleus.
GACGCGGCGCGGGGUGCGGGCGGCAACAUGGCGGGCGGGGGCGCUGAGGGGCGGCUGGCGGGGCAGCCCGCGGUCCCUCCCCGGCGGCUCCUCCUCUGCUCACCUCAGCAUCCCCUGCAUGCCGGCAGUGCCGGGGGCGCUGUGGAGCGGGGCACGGGGCCGCCCGCCAUGGCCGAAGCAGGAGCGGGAAGCACCGAGGGCGCCGAGGAGGAGCGGCGGGCGGCGGAAGAUAAGUUCUCCGUGGAUGGGAGCCCGUGUGUGGCCUGUGGAGGGCCCAGCCUCAUGAAUCCGGUCUCUAAGGCUGCCACCACCACUCCUUUCAAUGCCGCCGUGCCUGACAUUCCAAGGAAACGCAAGGGAAGUGAUUCUGAUAAACAAGAUGCAGUUGAAGUUGAUGGUGAUCCUCAAAAAAGGAGUGAAGAUGAAGAACAUGUUAAAGUAAAAGAUUUCAGAGAGGCUCACAGUCAAACAGAGAAAAGAAGAAGAGACAAAAUGAAUAAUUUGAUAGAAGAAUUGUCUGCCAUGAUACCACAGUGCAAUCCCAUGGCCCGAAAGCUGGACAAACUCACAGUGCUACGGAUGGCUGUGCAGCACUUGAAGUCUUUAAAAGGUUCCAGUAGCUCCUACUCAGAAGUCCGGUAUAAACCUUCAUUUUUGAAGGAUGAUGAACUGCGACAGUUGAUCCUUAGGGCUGCAGAUGGAUUCCUGUUUGUGGUUGGAUGCAACAGAGGAAAAAUUCUGUUUGUCUCUGAAUCAGUUUGCAAAAUACUUAAUUAUGAUCAGGCCAGUUUAAUUGGACAAAGUUUAUUUGAUUACUUACAUCCAAAAGAUGUUGCAAAAGUUAAGGAGCAACUUUCUUCAUCGGACGUCUCGCCUAGGGAGAAGCUCGUAGAUGGCAAAACUGGCUUGCAAGUGCACACAGAUUUCCAAGCUGGACCAGCUCGGCUGAACUCUGGUGCUCGACGUUCCUUCUUCUGUCGCAUAAAGUGUAGCAGGACCACAGUCAAAGAGGAGAAGGAGUGUUUGCCGAACCCAAAGAAGAAAGAUCACAGGAAAUACUGCACCAUUCACUGUACUGGGUAUUUGAAGAACUGGCCUCCUAAUGAGGUGGGAGUAGAAGAGGAAAAUGAUGUAGAAAAGGACAGUAGUAACUUUAACUGUCUUGUUGCAAUUGGGAGGUUACACCCUUAUAUUGUUCCACAAAAGAGUGGAGAGAUAAAAGUCAAAGCAACAGAAUUUGUUACACGAUUUGCCAUGGAUGGAAAAUUUGUUUAUGUAGAUCAGCGCGCAACAGCAAUUUUAGGGUAUCUGCCACAAGAGCUUCUAGGAACUUCUUGUUAUGAGUACUGCCAUCAAGAUGAUCACAAUCACCUAGCUGAAAAACACAAAGAAGUGUUGCAGAAUAAAGAAAAAGUAUUUACAAAUUCCUACAAAUUUAGAGCAAAAGAUGGGACUUUUGUUACUUUAAAGAGUCAGUGGUUUAGUUUCAUGAAUCCUUGGACCAAAGAGCUGGAGUACAUUGUAUCAAACAACACUGUGGUAUUAGGUCAUAAGGAAUCAACUGAAGAAGAAGUCCUCUACAGUUCCCAACCUGCAGAAGAUACUGUAAAACAGUCUUUAGUAAGUGUACCUGGAAUGUCCUCUGGAACAGUUCUUGGUGCUGGAAGUAUAGGAACCGAAAUUGCAAAUGAAAUACUAGAAUUACAAAGGUUGCAUUCUUCACCCUCUGGAGAGUUAAGUCCAUCACAUCUCCUCAGAAAGUCACCUUCUCCAGCUUUAACUAUAAACUGCAGUGAUGUGCCAAAUAAAGAGUUGAUUCAAUUAUGUCCUUCAGAAACAGAAGCUCUGGAGAAUUCAGAACAAACCCAGGGUGCUAUUCCAUUUCCCAGUAAUGAACCUCUCCUCAGUGGCAAUUCUCAGCUGGACUUCGAUGCCAUCUGUGAGAACGAUGACACUGCCAUGACAGCUCUGAUGAAUUACCUGGAGGCUGAUGGAGGCCUGGGAGACCCAGCUGACCUCAGUGAUAUCCAGUGGGCUCUCUAGAGCUGCUUCUUGGGAGUAAGGAAUGUCAAAACCCCUCAUGCACAACAACCCUACAUCCUCAGUACUGUAUUGGAGUUUUCUAAUGGUUCCUUUGAAUUCAGACUUGCUGUCUCUGGGUUUUUUAAAGACUGGAGCCUUGUUCAGAGAGAGACACCUUGUGCUGCACCUAUGGACAAAUGCAAUAUUUUUUUCAUGAUGAGGAAACCUUGAAAUUUUAAUAUUGAACCAUCUGUAACUGGAAUGCUUAGAACACAUUAGUAUAUUUUUGCUAAGAAGCUUUAACCAAAAGUUAUUGUACAAUGUACAGGAUUGCGUUUUCUUAGUUUUAAUACUUCAAACUUUUAUUUAUUGUUUUUGUUUCAAGUUGCAGAAUAUUGGUUAUCCAUGUUACUUUCUGUAGAAGCUACUGUACUUACAUGGUUUGAGAAUAUUUUAACUAUUACAUUUAAUUGAAAUAACGAUUUGCACACACUACAGUUGUAAAAUAAGGUACUGUAUUCUCAAAUGAUGCAGUUUGUGAUUCCUUGCACUUCUCAGCAGUGCAAUUUUUGCAGUCAAAGGUGAAAAUGAAGCCUAUAGUUUUGGGAGCAAGGAUUGGGGUAGGAUCACCCUAAUAAACAGAAGAGAAUGUUUUGAGAAAAACACCCAUUUUCCCAGUGCACAAACUUGAGAAGGGUAUAAGAAAAGAGCAACAAACUAUUAAUUACUGUUUUCUAUUAUUUGUAAUGUAUUAUUAGAGAGGCAGUGCAUAGAACCAGAGAAAAAUAAUGCUCUAUUUGUAAUGAAGCACUUUGGUUUUGUCCCAGGUUCUUUACUAACUAGAGAAAUGUGAAUGGAUAGUCUUGGUUCCAGAGUGAGGCUUGCACUGUCUGUUGGUUAAAAAUGUUAAAAUUCUAGAGCAUCUUUUAUGUUUUUGGAGAGAUUGGGAGAAUUUUCUACUGCUUGAGUGUGUGACUUUUUAAAAUCUCUCUGUACUAUAGCUUUGUAAGUAAAUGCUAUGCAGGAUGAUAUUUUGGGAACAGCUUUUGGAUUGUAUCCGUUACAGCAAAUGACUCAAGAACAUGGCACUUUAGAGGUUGCAUUAGAACAACAUAGCACUAAUAUAGCAAGAGGAUGUUUUUAUCUCUGGUAUUGAAGGUUUAAACAAAUUUUUGCAUCAGUUAUAUAUCAUAAAAUUACAGAUUUUUUUCAUGUUUUCUUCAUGUUUAGUUUUUUUUUUUUAAUUCAGGUAAUGAAAGGAAAGCAUUUGAAGAGAUCUGAUACACGUGCAUCUUUUUAAUACAGACAUUUAAAUGUAGGCACAACCCUAACCUCUCUCACUCCAGCACAAGACCUGUGAGGAGCAGAUGAGGGAGCUGGGAAUGCUCAGCCUGGAGAAAAGGAGGCUCAGGGGAGACCUCAGCACUCUACAGCUCCCUGACUGGAGAUUCCAAGUGUUCAUGACCCAACAUCUGUAACCUUGGCACAAUGGAGAGAGAGUCACAUAAUUGAUGGGCUCUUGGGUAACACUGUUAAUAGGUAACCGUGAGGUUUGUCAGGGUGUUCCUGGAAGGUGCUGUAAGGUGAGCAGCAGGACCCUGAACUCUACAACAGCUCAGAUCCACACUGACACAUCUCUGAGGUUCAUGCUGGAGAGGUUUCUGCAACUAAUUACAUUUUCACCCUCACAGGGGCUAAUUACACAACAUUCCAGAUCAAAUACACAAGACUGAUCAUCUGAAACUGGGCACCCGAAACGGUCCCAAGCGCUGGGGCGGAUUGGUCACUUCUUAAACGACCUUCUGCUUUUUGGGGAGUUGAAACCAGAAACUUCAGGACACAGAAACUUCAGACCAGAAACUUUGUAGCAGAGCUAAGACAGGACAGCAUCUCUUCCAUCAGUUCAGCAGCAGCGCUUUGUCCCAGGACUGAACACGGUGUCACACCGAAGCUCAAGGCCAACAGUUUGCUCUGUUGGGUAUUUAACAAUCAGGAUACUUCAGGCAGCUGAAAGCCAGGACAGCUUUGACAGCCCAGCUAAACAGUUGGUCAGAAGAGCAAACAUUUUCAAGAUAAUGACUCCCGUGGGGCCGGUCCCGGGGCGGGACGGCGGCGGGGGCUGCCCGGAGCCGGCGGAGGUGCGGCCGCCCCGGAGGGCUCUGCGCGGUUCGGCCGCAGACACAUCAAAACAAGAGGAAAGUAUAAUGGUCUGGUCUUCCCUGCCUCAUCUCAGACUGAUCAGUUCUGAAGCAAAAGCAUAGGGAAAACCAGGGAUGAGGAAGCCAGUCCUGAGGAAGAUGGGGAGAUGUGGAAGGAUGGAGACAGCAGCCACCAAAGGCUGGAGAAGGCACAGAGCCAGCCCUUUGCUUCCCAGAGGUGGUGCUUUAGGAAAGUCCCUCCAGCCUGGGAAGGUGCUUUUGGCUCUGGACACAUUCCCAGUCCCUGGGAACAGCAGGACCUGUACUGUCCCUAGCAGGACAGGAAAAAACACUUAACUCAUCCCAUCUUUGCCAACAGCUUUUUUGGUGUUUGAGCAGCCAAACCAAACAGGCUCCAGAACUGCUGGCCUGCACUGGAGGGCCCCAGGUCCUGCCCAUGGUGUGGGAUGCUGGACUUGCCUCUGUGGACAUGUGCUGAGCUCUCACUGCAGGCAACUGUCAGGUCUUGAUGGCUAUGAGUUCAUGUACUUCUCACUGGGGAAUUGGAAAUAAUUAUUAAUCAAUUGCAGAAGAGUUUUAUCAAACCUUUCCCCUUUCUCCCAUAGUGUGGAACAAGGGCAGAGAGAGUAAGCAGAGGAGCAGCCUCGGGCAGGAGAAAGGCACUGUGGGCAAAAGGAGCUCCCUGGUGUCACCAGGGCACCUGUGGGGAACAGAAUGGACACUGUGAGGGCAAAGUGGAGGUAACUCCUGGCAGAGCUGGGGAAUUUUGGGGCCUAAGUUUGAAAUAAUCUAAAGGUUAACAAUGAAUAUUUUUAGUUAAAAAUGAGGUAAUAAGUUGUAGAUAAGUAAGGAAAAUUUUGGGGGUAAAACUUGAGUAAAUCUCUAGGGAGAGAGUGAACACUGACAGACAGAGGCAGUCAAGGAAGUUUUUGGGGGUAUGACUUGGGAAAAUCUGUAGGACAGAGAAUGAACAUAUUAAGGUAGAAAGGAGAUGAUUGGGAGUGGACAUGCAUGGAGAAUUUGGGGGCCAAACCCUGAUAUGUCAGAACAAUAAAUGAUUUUGAGAAAAAUCUGAUGUGAUGUGUAGGGGGCAGAAUGAACAUUUUGGGGAUAAGACAGACGUGACUUGAGUGGGUUUGGUUUUAAAGUCUAGUUAGUGUAUAGGGGACAAAAUGGACAUUUUGGUCAUAAAAUCUGAGUUACCCUGUAGAGGAAAGAAUGCAUAUUUUGAGGUAAAAAGGAGGUAAUCAGAAUUGGGCAGGUAGGGAAAAUAUUGGGGGGGGAAAAAGUGAGGUAGUGUCCAGAGUAGAGAAUGAAUACUUGCUUGUAAAAAAUGAGGGAAGCAGAAGUGGACACACAGGGAAAAUCUGGAGGGCAAAUGUUAAUCCCCAGCAAAGAUAAUGAAAACAGAGGUAAUCACUUGUGGACACAUAAUGAAAACUUUGGGUAUAGAAAGUGUUAUUUUCUCCAGGAUGGAGAAUAAAUAUUUUGAGGUGAACAAGAGAGAACUAGUAGUGGACAGGUAGGGAAAAUCUUGGGGGUAAAACUUGAAAUAAUCUGUAGGGCAGAGAAUGAACAUCUCAAGGGAAAAAUGAGAUAAUCAAUAGCCGACAGAAAAGGGAAAUUUUAGGUAAUCUCUAGGUGAAAGAAGAAACAUUUUAAGGUAAAAUGAGUUGAUCAGUAGUGGACAUCAAGAGAGAAUUUGGGGGCAAAAGCUGAGAUAAUGUAUAAGGGUGAGAAGUAUUUUGGAGAAAAAAAUCUGACAUAAUUUGAAGGGGACAGAUGAAGAUUUUGGGGAUAAGACAGAACCUGUGUGUUUUUUGGUUUUAAAAAUCUAGGUAAUAUAUUGGGGAGAAAAUGUACUUUUUGGUCAUAAAAUCAGAGCUAACUUGCAGGUG